CCUCUUUGAUGGUGUGGAGGUUCCUGUUGUCCUGCACUCUCCCUGGAGGUGGGUCGUGCCUAAGAUGCAAAGGUUGCCUCUGCACUGCUCCAGGUCUCCGCUGCCGAGGGGGGAAGGCGUUCUGCUAGCUGGACUGAACCAAGUUGGCCUGAGCUGCCUCCUUCGCCUGCUCCGCCUGGCCUGCUGCCACGCUGCCCCUUGCCCUGCCACCAGCCAGGGUACCAUGCACGCAGCCCACUACCACGCCUGCAAGCCACACAACACAUGGGCCGCCUACCUGGAACACUUCUCUCAGCUGCACCAGGGCCGGCACAAUGGGCACAAGCAGAAACACCACCACCACCACCGCAUCAAGAAGAAAACCUGGAACUUCAUCCAUGAGAAGAUGAGCUAUGACACCUUCUUCACCAUGAAGCGGCUGAUUGACCGCUCACGGACAGUGGGUGAGGUGCUACGCUGGGUGACACAGAACCCCGGCAAGAUCUCCUACAACCAUUACCCCAUUGCCCUGCAGAAGAUCGGGCAGCUGCUGCAGCAGCGGCCGGCCGCAGCCAGUGACGACUCUGCCCACGGCCAGACGCUGGAACUGGAUGAGUUCCACACGCUCUGCGCCUCCAUCGUGGCCGACUGCUCCAAGUUCGACAACUUCAGCAUUGUUAAUUGCCUGUACGCCGUGGCUGCCUUGGGUCUUCCCAGCGAUUCCAAGAUAGUCCAGGUGCUGGAGGAAGAGGCGCGUGUGCGGCUGAGCCAGUUCAACCAGAAGGACAUCUCCAUGGUGUUCAGCAGUGUCAUGAAGCUGCACAGGUCCACGCAGCACCCGCUGCUGGAGAGCUGCCUGGGCGGCCUGGAGAAGAACAUGGAGAAGGAGCGCCACCCCCAGACCCUCUUCCUGCUGCUCUCCUACUACCGGCUGCGGGCCCAGGCCCUGCACUCCGACUCCUACACCAGCGAGCAGCUCCUCAACAACCGCAAGAUUCUGCGGCUGGUCAAACACACGCUGGGCCACGUGGCCAACGUCAGGGAUCACGAGAUGAGCCUACUGGACGAGAUGCUGGCUACCUGCUGCCGCGAGGCCAGCAACAAAUCCCUGGAGUUGAUCUUCAGCUCCCAGAUCUUCUACGAAAACCGACAGGAGAAGUUCAUCAGCAGCCUGGCAGAGGAACUUCCCAAAAAGGUGGACAGCAUCACGCCCUACACCAUGGCAUUGAUAGCGAAAUACAUUGCCCGUCAUCGGCUGCGGGAGAGCAAGCUUCUCGACACCAUCGCUGAGUUCCUCAUCAAAAAGGGAGACUAUCUGGACAGCAAGGUAAUUCAGAAACUGGUCUUCCCGUUCAGCCGCAUGAACUACAAGCCCACCAACGCGGACAAGUUCUUUGAGAAGCUGGAGUCGGUGUUGGAGGUGAAGGCGAUGAACUCUCCCCUGGCCACCGUCAACAUCUUCAUGUCCAUGUUUCAGCUUGGACACUUCCCCGGCGCCAUUCUCGACCGAGUCUUCUCCGCUGCGUUUGUCAACAACGUGAUGAGCAGUCCCUAUGGUCUAAUUGUGCGCCGGUACCUGUCACUUCUGGACGCUGCCAUCGAGCUGGAAUACCGUGACUACAAGGGUCCCCGACUGGAAGACAGGUACAAGGUUAUGAUGUUUGACCGCGUACUGACGGCAGACGAUGUCAACAGGAAGUACAGUUACAAGGGGCUGGUGGCGGAGGCGUUGAGGCAGCUGCUGGGCGACCAGUGUUACAAGCAGGACGAGGUUCUACCUCCCGGCUAUUACACAGACUUCUUACUGUGGAUAAAUGGAUCUGGAAAUGUCCUUCAUAUAAACGGGACUACUCCCAGUGCCGGCACUCCUCUGUGUCCCUCCAUCCCAACUUCAAAGUCCACAGAGAAGCCCGGUGCCCCACAUGCCAACGCCGACAUCUCCUCCCUCACCGCCGACUUCCAGACGUUCUCGCCCUUUUGCCACAACGACGUGGCGGUGAAGGAGAAGAGAGAGGGAGAGCGGGGGGCCGACGUGGAUUUCCUGAGCCGUGCUCGCCCCGCCGCCGGUGGCACCGUCUCCAGCGCAGCCCCCAUCCUGCCGGGGACCACCAUGGAGUACAACUCGUACUACCCGCCGGCCAGCUACUACAACAGCCUGACCAAGGAGCAGUCGCUGGAGAGUCAGGAGAGCUCCACCCUCAGCAGCCCGUCCGACUGCCUGAAUCAGCCGCCCAGCACCACCGGCUGCUCCCCCAUCAUCGGCUCCAGCUCCCUCUUCCAGUUCCCCAUCGGCAAGAUCCUGGACGAGGAAUCUGACACCCCGCCCCAGAACCAAGAGCACAACCUCUUCAGAACGGAGCAGCCCACCCCCAGCUUUUACGACAGCCCCCACUACCCCGAGACCCCAGGCCGGGUGGGGCAGGGCGAGCUGGUGAGUCCAGUGCCCCCACCAUUGCAACUCUCCAGCCCACUGCUGACCGACAAAGAGAGGUGCCGGGACAGCGAUCAGGUGAACAGGAUUGUGAUGUCAGUAAACGACAAGUGGCAUUACUGCCACAAUUCGGAUGUGCUGGUGGGAUCCCGGGCCAUGCGUGAUCGCCACCUCAGCUUACUAGGAUACACCGUGUUGCAGCUGCCUUACCACCAGCUGGAGAAGCUGAAUGGGAUCGAGGAGGUUAAACAGUAUUUACAAAAGAGACUGCUGGACGUGCAGUUAUGACGAUCAAAGACUGGAUUAUUUUGUACCCUUCCCUCUUUAUACUUGGAGAGCCAGCAGCGGGUGACCAGCUGCCCGACGCAGCCCCGCGGAACGGCCAUCCCGCCGGACAGACCGGGAUCGCUCCGAUCCUUCCUCCCUCCCUCCCUCUCAUUUUCUCUGGAGUGUGAACGUGUGACUCCUGGUUUUACAGAUUUUAUUUGCUUUUGUGUGUUCCCAUGCUGAUUACUGCCAGAUGUUCUGUACCAGCGCUGGAGACCGCGUCCUGUGGGCAGUGUCCCUGAGCUCCUUCCCCUCCCCGGGCUGGGCUGGGCUGGGCUGGGCUGGGGCAGAUCAAGCUGUGAUGGAGCUCACAGGAAGGGGCAGAGGCUGCCUCUGACCACCCGGCUCAUUCCUCUAAAAUGAGCAGGUACAGUGAGGGGCUGAGGGACCCCCCCCCCCACCCCACCCCAUCACGGACUGAGGGGGGGGUCAGAGGCAGACUCACAGCCCUGAUGGUCUCAGAGAGUA
Messenger RNA from Leucoraja erinaceus (little skate), 3205 nucleotides. RefSeq names its product Fas-activated serine/threonine kinase (gene fastk). The coding region runs from base 65 to 2698 and encodes 877 amino acids. The record is from RefSeq and is a predicted model, not a curated record. Lineage: Eukaryota; Metazoa; Chordata; Chondrichthyes; Rajiformes; Rajidae. Gene Ontology annotation, molecular function: RNA binding. Gene Ontology annotation, cellular component: mitochondrial matrix; ribonucleoprotein granule. The transcript has 10 exons. Gene Ontology annotation, biological process: regulation of mitochondrial mRNA stability; mitochondrial RNA processing.